Zea mays is the source of this 2212-nucleotide messenger RNA. Its product is annotated as suppressors of mec-8 and unc-52. Lineage: Eukaryota; Viridiplantae; Streptophyta; Magnoliopsida; Poales; Poaceae. The record is from RefSeq and is marked validated.
AACAGCGGAAUACGAGGGCCAAAUCGAAAAAAUCACUUCGCCUCCGCCCUCCAGGCUUCCUCGGCUGCUCGCACCCCCACCCAGCGGUGCCUCCGUGCCGUCUCCCACCGCUGCUCGGGCUUCCCGCCGCACAGCCCGGCUUGCCUCCGCCACUCCGUUUCCCGCCGCACCGCCAUCCGAAUCCGCCGCAGCCUGCUCCCUGCUAUCAAGCCACGUUGCCUCGCUCAUCUUCCGCCGCCGCAGGGAUACAGAGGAGAGAGAGAGAGAGGGAGAGAAAAGAUGUCAUCGAAGAAGAACUACUAUAAGGAGAAGUUGAUGCGGCGGAAAGAGGAGAAAAAAGAAGAGCCAGAGACACCCAGGUACCGCGAUCGUGCUAAGGAGCGGCGUGAAGAUCAAAACCCAGAUUAUGAACCUACAGAACUUGGUUCGUUUCAUGCAGUGGCACCUCCUGGGAAUGAUUUGAGGCUGGCAGAUGCUCACAAGAUCUCAAUUGAGAAAAGCAAAUAUCUCGGAGGUGAUUUGGAGCAUACACAUCUGGUCAAGGGCUUGGACUAUGCUCUACUUCAUAAAGUACGGAGUGAAAUUGAAAAGAAACCUGAGGCAGAGGAUGGGAAGGAUACAAAGUCAAGGGCAGCAAAAGAAGAUCAGGCAGUCUCCUUCCGCACCGCAACUGCAAAGUCUGUGUACCAAUGGAUCAUAAAGCCUCAAAGCAUAAUUAAAGAGAAUGAAUUGUUUCUUCCUGGCCGGAUGUCAUUUAUUUACAACAUGGAGGAGGGAGUAACCAAUGAUAUUCCAACAACUCUUCAUAGGAGCAAAGCUGAUUGUCCAGUUCCAGAGGAGAUGGUAACUGUCAGUGUGGAUGGUUCAGUACUUGAAAGAAUUGCUAAAAUUAUGACAUACCUUCGGCUUGGAUCAUCAGGGAAGGUCUUGAAGAAAAAGAAAAAGGAGAGAGAUAUAAAAGGGAAGAGCAAUUUGGCAAGUGGUGACUAUGGCGAGUCAGUAAAACCUUCCCAAACUAAUGGUUCUACUCUGAAACAUCAAUCAGAUAUGCCACCACCACCGGCUCCACCCCCUCGGAACAAUAAUUUCAAUGGGAAGGAGAAACAACCAGUCCCUGUUUCUAGAGAAGAUGAUGAUGACAUUUUUGUUGGAGAUGGAGUUGACUAUUUAGUUCCUAACAAGGAAAUGAGUCAGAGCCCUGUCUCUGAUAUGGAUGAAUCCCCACAUAACCAUCAGAAGCAGUCCAAUUUCACUGAACCGCUGUAUGGCCCAGUUCCACCAUCUGAAUCUGCUCAAGCUUGGCAACAACCGAACACGUACGAUGCUGCUGUUCAAGCUCAGAUGGCAGCUGCUGGAUAUCAAGGUGACUGGUCAAGCUAUGUGUAUGCGGAACAGCAGUUGGGUUAUCCAGAACAGUAUGUGCAGCAAAGCACCCAGGAAUACGAUGUGUUAGCGGACCCUAGUAUAUCCCAGGAUCCGAGGUUCAUGACUCAGGCGGACAAGGAUCGGGGUUUAGGUUCUGUUUUCAAACGUGAUGAUCAAAGGCUUAAUCAGCUGAGGGAAAAAGAUGCACGGGAGAGAGAUCCAAAUUUUAUUUCAGAUAGUUACUCAGAGUGUUAUCCUGGGUACCAGGAGUAUAAUAAUGAGAUUGCAGGAAGCGAUGAUGAAGAUGAUUUAUCGAAGAUGGAUAUGGGUGGACGGGCAAAGGGCCGUCUUCACAGGUGGGACUUUGAGACUGAAGAGGAGUGGGCCAAGUACAACGACCAGAAAGAAGCCAUGCCAAAGGCUGCCUUCCAGUUUGGGGUGAAGAUGCAGGACGGCAGGAAGACGAGGAAGCAGAACAAGGACCAGAAGCUCACUAAUGACCUCCACAAGAUCAACAAGAUCCUGGCUAGGAAGAAGGGCGAGAAAGAUGGGGCGGAAGAUGGCGGUCACUACGACGAUGAUUUACCUAGCUCGAAGAAACAGCGUGGCUGAAGCUGUCAUUUUUCGUUUCUCCUGCUGGUUAUGGCAUUCUACGGGAGAGUUACGAUGGUGUUUAGCUGGCAGCUGUAUCAUGAUGCUUUCAUUUAAGGUGGCAUCAGGACAUAAUACAUGUCAAAAACUUUACAACCGUGGUCGAUAUUUUAACAGGAACAGAAUGAUCCUUGGUGAUUUUGUUUGUCUUGUAAGACAUAUCGAAAUUGUAUAAAAUGUCAAAAAUCUAAAAUCU